Exophiala spinifera is the source of this 984-nucleotide messenger RNA. RefSeq lists its product as uncharacterized. The record is from RefSeq and is a predicted model, not a curated record. Gene Ontology annotation, cellular component: cytosol; spliceosomal complex. The transcript has a single exon. The coding region runs from base 1 to 984 and encodes 327 amino acids. Lineage: Eukaryota; Fungi; Ascomycota; Eurotiomycetes; Chaetothyriales; Herpotrichiellaceae. Gene Ontology annotation, biological process: mRNA cis splicing, via spliceosome.
AUGGAAGUACUCACAGAGCAGCCCAAAACCUCCUCCUUCACCCCGCUCGCGGAGCAUCAAGCAACCACACCAGCGUCGUUUUACUCUGGUCCUCCGGUUCUUCACUACUACAGCGACCGCAGCAAAAUUGUGGUUUUGCAGCACGAGGUCGAAUCCCUACCUGCGUUCGCUCCGCUUCUUUCAAAGGCCGAGGCUGUUUCCACAUCGCACGCCAACGGCACGGAAACCGCCAACGGAGACAGCAACGAGGCUCAGUCGCAAAAGGUCCUGGACGAUGUUGAUGUCUGGGUCGCGUCGGACAAGCUGUACUUGUUCUCGGCGUCCGCAAACUCGGGCGUAUCGAUUCCUUACCCUUCAAUCUCUCUACAUGCGAUACAAUCCCUCCCGGCACCUGAACCCUUGGGAGCCUCGUCGGCCGAUGCGCCUGCGCCAUCUCAAGGAGUCUACAUGCAACUGGUCACCUCCUCCGAAGAGACAGACGAGGAGCCAGACUCAAUAUCCAUCACCAUAGUCCCCACCGCCUCCGGACCUCCGGAACAGGCCACAGACGACAGCAAUGCCGACCCCAUUGCGACCGAGGACAAACCUCUACAGACGCCCGUCACGGCCAUGUUCAAUGCGCUGUCGAACUGUUCGAAUCUGCACCCGGACCCGGUUGAGCCUGGUGACGAGGACGAAGACCAAUACCAAAGUCAUCUGUUCCAGACCGGCCUUGCGUUUCCCGGCGCCAGCGACGGUGGAUUGCCGCCCGCGAUGCCAGGUAGUGGAGGCUGGAUCACUGCCGAGAACAUGCACGAAUACUUUGACGAAGAAGGCAAUUGGAUUGGCAAAGAUGGUGACGAGGAAGAACAGCAACAAGAGGUCGAAGGCGAGAACCUCGGUCCUGGUGCUGGGACCGUUCGCCCGAGACAGGAGGAGGAUACAAACGGCAACGGCGAGCCGGCUGAUGGCAACGAGGAAACAAAGUGGCAGAGAACAUCGUGA